Molecule: messenger RNA, 2272 nt
Organism: Cladophialophora immunda
Lineage: Eukaryota; Fungi; Ascomycota; Eurotiomycetes; Chaetothyriales; Herpotrichiellaceae
Exons: 1
Coding region: 88-1422 (444 amino acids)
Biological process (GO): protein quality control for misfolded or incompletely synthesized proteins
Cellular component (GO): i-AAA complex
Molecular function (GO): misfolded protein binding
Source: RefSeq, a predicted model, not a curated record
UACACCAUCAGCUUGUCUUGCCGCACCUCCUGCUUGUCCCCUGCACUUUUGUCCUGAAAACUCCCGUUGCUGCCAUCUCCCAUCAAUAUGAAGUCCAGUAUGUUCACGAGUCAGCUGCUUCGCAGCUUCAGACCCGCGCAACCCGCACCGUCUCGAGCUUUUGUCAAUAGCUUCCACAGCCUGUCAAAAGCACGGCCUCUAGUUCGCAGCCCCCCCUCCCUCAAUGCACGGACGCAGACGAGAAAUGCUAGGAAAUAUGCCAGACCGCCGAACCGAUUCGAGCAGGCUGUCAUCGACGCUCGAGUCAAACACCCCAUCCUCUUUCCAUUCCUGCUCUUUGGUUCAACGGCAUCUGUGAUCUUGCUCAUCAUCAUGGCAUACGACCAGUGGCGGAGGGAGAAGAGAGGCACCUCAGUAUAUCCUCCGGCUGUCGAAGACCAACUGCGGCUGGCCCUACACUACACCCACAUCUCGCCCGAUCCCGACACCGCGUCAAAGUAUUUCAUGCAAGCCAUCAAGAAGGCGGAAGAGGUGGGGAUGGACCCCUACAGUAAAGACACCGUCGGUAUCCGGGUCCGCUUCUCCCAAAUGCUGGAGGAGUUCGGACACGUCAAAGCCGCGAUUGAAAUCCUGGACGGCAUCUCCGCCGACCUGGAACAAAAACUGGCCGAACUUGAUCGAGCACAGUCCGUCAAGACGGAUGCUCCGUCCAGUCUGGAUUCCGAGACUGCAGAUUUCCGCGCGAAUCUGAUCAAGGGGAUUGUCAAGCUGAAGAUCAAGAUAUCGUCCAUGUACGAAAGCGAUUAUCUUCAGAACCCCAGCAUGGCCAAACAGGUGCUGUCGGAUGCGGUGGGCCUCGUUGUGAAGGAGACCAAGAACCCGCAGGUCAAUACCUUCACGGAGGACAACGGCGCGGGCUUGACUACCGGUGAAAUUGCCGCCAUGCUGUCUCAAAUGGGCGACCUGUACGCGACCUCGGGAGAGGAGGAAAACGCCAUCCAGCUCUACAUGCUCACUCUGCAGCCGCUGAGGGCGUCGUGCAACGGCACCAGAUCCUGCAAGGAGGUUCAGGUCCUCAGCAACAUCGCUUCGGCCAUGGACAUGGCGUUGAAGAAACCAACCGCCAAGAUCAACGGGAAGCCGGCCACCAAGGACACGCUGGCGGCCGGGAGACGAGCUGCCCUGAGAUGGGCGGACCAAGCUAUCGCAACCGCCGACGUCGUCAAGUCUGAAGAGCGCGAUGAAAUCUGCACUGCCGCUUUGAUCUCUGCCCAGAUGACCCGCGCCGAUCUGUUGCUGGACAACGGCGACAAGGUGAAGGCACGCGAAGCAUUCCUGAAUCUGCUGCCUAUGCUGAGGGAGAAAAACCUCCUUCCUCUAGUCGAAACUGCAGAGCAAGGACUAAAGAGGGCCUCGGCUUGAUUCGAUGGGUGAUUUCACUUUACUGCAAAGGAAUUCCAGAUUAUUUACUCCGCUGGCAGUUUGACUUCACUGCGUUCUGCCUCUACCAGUCUCUGCAGCGGCAACUGUUCUCAUAAUCAUUUUACGCAGCCAUUUCUGCGAGCGGAUUUAGCUCUGUAAGACGAGCGUUUAAGGUUCAUGAUAUUGAAUCAGGUACAUCACAACGGCAUCCGGCCUCUUAGAGUGGCAUCCUGCUGCUCGUCGACCAGAUCAAGCGUGCCAGCACAUAAACCUACUAACCAGCACGAUAAUAAACACCCUACAGCACAAAGUAGCCGCAGAUUAUCGAGGACGUUGUGGCGUGCAGUUCGGUCCCGUGCCUCAUCGGACCCGUCUCUAGGUCUCUAAGUAUGUGAAAGCAACAGACUACUCUGAUUGAUCUUCUAGAAAGUAGAAUGUCGCUGGAGGAUAACUUGACGGGACAACCGUUCUAACUAGAUCCGCCGCUCGCAUUUGACUGCACGAUGUUGUGAACGGAGAUAUUGCCGGGGCCGAUCCAUUGCGACACGAGGGGUUUUUGCGGUGAAAAAUCUUGCCUUCUGAAGCGUUCAUUGAACGACGGGAAUAACUGCAUUUAGACGGGCGUGACAAGGAGGAUAGCGACACAGCCUCACGGCCUCACGGCUGACGAGGCUGACCAAUCAGAGACCUGAGACUCCGGGAGAGAUUUAGAUCUACGACAUCCCUAGUCGUUUCAACAACCGCCGUUGGACUUUCUUUAGCAGACGACCUGGGGCGUUUGUGUCGCUGUGCGCGCGUUACCGCCUCAAAGUGUUUGGUGCUUGACCCUUGGUGGACCAGCAAUGGUGCA